Messenger RNA from Boeremia exigua, 3747 nucleotides. RefSeq names its product aerobic respiration control sensor protein-like protein arcB. The coding region runs from base 235 to 3747 and encodes 1170 amino acids. Gene Ontology annotation, molecular function: phosphorelay sensor kinase activity. The record is from RefSeq and is a predicted model, not a curated record. The transcript is spliced from 10 exons. Gene Ontology annotation, biological process: phosphorelay signal transduction system; phosphorylation. NCBI's taxonomy places the organism in Eukaryota, Fungi, Ascomycota, Dothideomycetes, Pleosporales, Didymellaceae.
GUAUGAGACAGAAAGAAUCGACGUCACCGCUUGUGUGUUUACCUGGGUCAAAGUCUAGACCACGACAGCCCACGCUUUUCAGACACUUGCCUCCUUUUACUUCCGUAUUGUGAACUUCACACACACAGGUAGCUAUGGCCAAAUUGCAGACAUUUAAUCACCCACGAGAACUCUCCGUAUCUUCGGUUCGCGCGGAUUGAUGCGACCUGCGGAGCCAGGACGAUCUCCUGCACCAUGGAUCCAGAUUCGCCUCUGACUCCACAGCUCCUACUCAAUCUGGACUCGAAUGACGCAGAGCUUCUUCGUGACCUGGGAUUACCGGAUCUACUUGAACACGAUCCUCGGCCUACGUUCGUGCUGGAUGCCACAAAUGAGAACAACUCUGCCUUUGAGAUCAGACUCGCAUUCUGCAAUGCUGCGUUUGCCGCUGUAGAGUCAGGAGCAUUGGAAUCUGCCCUGGAUGGUGGGGGAAGCCCGAUUGGCAAAGAGAAUGCCGCGUCGUUUUCGCAGUUUCGACAGUGGGCGUGUUGCAAUGGCUUGACCUCACGAAUCCCUAAGUCUUUUGGUGGGUAUAAUUGGAGAAGAUUCCUAAUCGCAAAGCGUUGGAUUGUGAUAAAUGGAACACCCACGAAAGCCGCUCGUGUCAACCAAGCAGUGACAGAAGACGAUGCACCACUUUCAAGGACCCAUUCCAAAGCAUCAUUUACGACAUUCGACUGGACAGACGAUCCUCCACCAGUGAAGUUGUCUUCCCAUGUUGCGUGGGCGCGUAGCAUCGACUGGGCGAACACUCCAUUGGGACCGAUGAAGGGAUGGUCACCCCAGCUUCGCAGUAAUGCUAGCUUGAUCAUGCAAGACCCACGGCCGGCCGUCGGCUUCUAUGGCCAGGAACUUAUAAUGAUCUACAAUGAGCCAUACAUUGAGCUUCUUGGGGAUAUUCAUCCAUGUAUGGGUCGCAGCGCACGAGAGGCUUUGGCCCCAAUCUGGGACGAAUAUUUCGAGCCGAUCAUUGUGCGAAACAUUGCCGGCGAAACCGUGGAUAACUCUCACACCGAAAUUCCAUUGAAUCGCAAUGGCUUCGUGGAAGAAACAUACUUUUCCACUCGUUUCAUACCGAUUUUCAACUCGGAGGGCGCAACGAUUGGUCAUUACGAGCCCGUGGUUGAAAUUACUAAGGAAGUGAUCUUGGAGAGACGAUCUCGUACCCUUCUAGAGUUGAGCCAAGAGCUACCCCGAGCUCGCGACAGUGAUACGUACUGGGAUCAUGCGGCGCAGGUAUUCUCCAGCAACCAAAAAGAUGUUCCAUUUGCGCUCUUCUAUUCGAAUGAGACCGCUGACAAAGGAAUGGAAGCUAAUACUGAUUCCAGUGGGGGUCUUGAUCGCCGAUGUCAAUUCAGACAUCGACGAUCCACUGGACUCCUCGAUGAACCACCCUCCGGCUUUGAGAUACUCGACAUACGUCUAGAAGAGGGCAUCAAUAAGUUUCUCAAGCAGGCUAUCAUCGCAGACAGACCCAUUGCUGUAGAUAUCGCUCACGAUCUUGAUCGGGAAAACCUGGCAGAAGGGCUACAACCCCUUAUUUCAGGUGACAUCUGCAGAUCAGUCGUUAUUUGUCCUCUACGCUCAUCGUCCUUGAACGAUACAAUCCUUGGUUUCAUGAUACUUGGUUUAAAUCCCAGAAGACCUUACGAUCAAGCCUAUUCGCAGUUCGUUUAUGAGGCGACGCGUCUCGUUUCCGCAUCGUUAGAUUCGCUGAUUCUGCACGAAGAAGAUAUUGGGCGUCGGGAACAUACUGCUGAGCUUAUCAAGACCGAGCUCAGACAACAGCUAGUGGAAUCCCAAAAGAAGGCCGACCGUGGCCACUCCAAAUUUCAGCGUUUCGCAGAACGAAGCGACAUUGGAAUCUUCAUCAUCGACGCAAAGAUGGAAGGUAUCUACUCUUACCGCAAUGAGGCUUGGUUUAGUAUUUGUGGUACUAAAGACCGCACUCUUACUCUUGCCGAGGCGUGGGACGUGAUUGUCGAUGACGAGUAUGCCGUGUUUGGCAAAACCAAAUUCGAAGCGCUUCGGAUGACCAAAAAACCACACACGUGGUCCGUAUCCAGCAGUACUGGUGUGGACGAUUCACCAUCUGAGGAACAAAAGAAGUGGGUACUGUGUUCAAUAUUUCCAGAACUCUCAGACGAAGGUGAGAUCUUGGAGCUUGUCGGGUGCAUAACCGAGAUCUCCAGGCAGAAGUGGGGUGAACAGUUACAAGCGGUCCAAGCCACACAAGCAAGGGAAUCAAAACGGCAACUCGAGAGCUUCAUUGACACAACAUCACAUGAGAUGCGAAAUCCGCUGUCUGCAAUCGUCCAGUGUGCAGAUAGUAUUAUAGCUUCCCACAAGAUCUUGGAGCAGGCGUCUUGUUGCGACGAGAACUACCAACGGACUUUACUUGCUACAGUAGAUUCCGCCGAGACAAUAGUGCAAUGUUCAAAGCAUAUGAAAACUAUAGUUGACGAUGUCUUAACUAUAUCCAAGUUGGACUCUGGUCUGUUUGCCAUGACCCCGAUCGAUGUUCAACUUGAGUCAACUGUUAGAGACGCAGUCAAGAUGUUUGAAGGGGAAGCUAGAUCAGCUGGUAUUGACCUUGAGUUUUCCAUCGAGGACUCGUGCAGGGAGUUUGGCAUUGUUGACAUCUCACUCGAUCCAACAAGGGUUCUGCAAAUACUCAUUAACCUCAUUACUAACGCCAUUAAAUUCACCCGUUUAGAAGCCAAAAGGCACAUCCUUGUCGGUUUGAGCUUAUCACUUGAGCGACCCACACACGACUCUGACGGAAGAGUUGAAUACAUACCACGGACAGAGAACUCAGAAGCCAAGACCUUGCUAGAAGAUUGGGAAAAAGGUCGAAACGUCUUCGUGCGCUUCUCUGUGCAGGACACCGGCACGGGAAUGACCGAUGAGCAGCAUCAUCUCCUCUUCACACGAUUUUCCCAAGCAUCACCGAGAACACAUAUCGACUAUGGUGGCACGGGUCUGGGACUGUUCAUCUCAAGAAGACUGUGCGAGAUGCAUGGCGGAGCCAUUGGCUUCACCUCGGAAAAAGGCGUGGGGAGUACUUUCUCCUUUUACGUGCAAAGCAGGCAGAGCCUGCCGACCUCAUUCGGUAGUGGCAGCGUCGAGCGCUGUGCAACUACCGUCGAUUCAUGUUCUCAGACCCAUGGCUCCUUUUUGCGUAGUACGUCGUACAACAAAGGGAACACUCCGCCUUCGUCGGGUAUAGUCAUCCCCGAGAACAUCAUCCCCGAGAACAUCAUCCCCGACAGCGACCUACAUGUCCUCAUUGUAGAAGACAAUUUGGUCAAUCAACGCGUCCUGGCGAAACAACUACGCAACCUUGGAAUGAAUAUUGCUGUCGCUAACCACGGCGGUGAAGCACUGGAGUACCUGCAAACAACCAAAUUUUGCAUUGGAGAUGAGUCUGGUACCGAGUUGACACUUAUUCUUUUAGAUUGGGAGAUGCCAGUAAUGAACGGACUCGAAUGCGUGACGAAUAUUCGGAAGAUGCAAGAAGAAGGCAGGAUAAGUCGUCACGUUCCUGUCAUAGGGGUUACAGCGAACGUCAGAUCGGAGCAGGUUGGGAUGGCGUUGCGAGCUGGUAUGGACAAUGUCAUCUCCAAGCCCUUCCGGAUACCCGAGCUUCGUGACUGUAUCCAGAAGACACUACGUGUUACAUCGUUAGCCAGGUCUACAGCCGUGUAG